AGCCAGCUCGCACACGACUUGUGCACGUGUUGCCAUGGCGGAGGCCAGCGCUCCCAGAUUUGAGCGCUUGCAAGGCAUCAAUAAUGACGGGGUUUGUCGGGCUAUCUCCUUGAUGUACAUAGAAUAUGUUCUCGGUUGCAAUCCUCACCAUGGCGACCGGGAUGAGCUUGGCAGAGCCCCUGACCCCAUGCCCGAGCAUGGUUGGAUUCCGGAUGCAGUUUUCCGCCCGUCCGAACGGUUAGCCCAGGAGCUGUAUGAUGAGUCUGAUUUUGCGAAAGUGCUUUCCGAACGGCGUGAGCCAGCACCCUUUCUGUUGGACACCAUGCCCAGCCUGGUGUUGUUUGAGAAGGUCAGUGACCUCGUCAAUGAUUAUGAUGACGCGAUGCAGAAAGUCCUGCCAUUCUUGGAGCAAGGCUUAGGAUUUGUAUUCUCCUUCUAUUAUUUCAGGCUUGAUGAGGAUGAUGAGCCGAGAGGGGCCCAUGCCAUUGCUAUCGACGUUACAGGGCACCCGGCAGGUUUUCACGUGAUGGAUCCAAACAAAGGGGUAUGGCAAUUUAGAUCCAUUGAAGAUCUCGUUGUUUGGAUGACAGAUGGUGAGCUGGUGAGCGAUAGGCAUGGACGACGCGUGAAGCAGUUGUACAAGGUUCGGUUGGUUCAAGUGACACGGCGCGAGUGAGAUCCAGUUCGGCCAAACAUCGCGGGAGCUGGGCCGUGACUGUUUUUGACGAGCAUAGACGCGCACGAUAGUGAUCACUUGGCAUGUAGCGGACUGCCGCUAGACGGCUCCCUAGUUCAUGGCCAAGGACUUGCGUACCAAGAUGGUAGACAAGUCACAGGAGUGACUUAUCCAGUCGCGAUUUCACACAAUGCAUCGAGGAGCUGGUUUUCAAAGAUGCAAGGGACAUGUGCAAGAGACCCAUGGAGCAUGAUUCAGACGGGCUGUUGCAGUCCAUGGUCUUAAGUUGCUAUCAUCUAGUACCCCAGCCAGAG
Effrenium voratum is the source of this 990-nucleotide messenger RNA. Lineage: Eukaryota; Dinophyceae; Suessiales; Symbiodiniaceae. The record is from the annotation of a GenBank genome assembly.